GUUUUGCCGUCGUCGGUGCUGUUGCUGGGUUGCUGAACGUUAUUUAGUUCCCAAAUGUCAAGUGCGCUCUGUGAGUGAUUGUUAUUCCAUUCAUCCUUUUGUCGGGGCCCUAUUGUUUCGAGUUCGCUUGAGGUGAUCGCAAUAUCGGGCAAGAAAAAAAUGUGCCAGUGCUAAUUGUUUGGCCAGUGGGUGGAAAACCAAAUAAAAAAUAAAAAGAAACGAAUGCAAACAGUGAUUUUGUUUUAGUAACGAAAGGCCUACCCAGUGAAAACCGUCUUGCGGCAGAGGUUUUUUUUUCUUUUACUUUGCAAAUAGUGUUUCUUCGCCUGUGUAUGCGCGGCUGACAGCGAAGAAGUAAGCGGAGGAAGAAAGUGAAAUAAUUCAGUUGGGAUUUUGAAGUUCUUGUUUUUGUUCAAUGGUGUACGGAUAUUAAAGUGCAUAUGUUGCUGGUUGCAGCAAGCUAGUAGGUUUGAUUUUGAAAGACGAGAUAUUUUUGCUGUCGCUGGACAUUUCACGAACGGCAAGACAAUUCCUAGAAACUCGAAAUAAGGCAAUCUACACCUCUACGAGUACGACGAUUAAAUCGCCUGCGUGAGCAGGACAGAGAGAGUGAAAUAGGCGGUAUCCUCAUCCAGAACUCAUUUGCCCGAUGAUCGAUGACGAAUGAUCGACCUGCCGCUACCAUCGUCCGCACUCUUUCGCUCCCGUCCGUACGGAUUGUACUGCGGCAAGACAAGCACACCAAACCAAACAAGUGACGAUGAAGAAGUAGUGAGUUCACCCGAUCGGAAUCCAAACAAGAUCUGCUUGCUGUAGUGUCCAGCAGGCGAGUACAGUGCCGAACACGGGCUGCCGAAGCAAACCUCUGCCUCCCGUGUGCCGACGCGCUCUCCUCGUCUAUUUCUCUCUCUACCUCUCUCUCACUGGUUCUGGCUCGAGCUUUGGCUAUUCCAGAACACGGUGCGGCAGUGUGUCGGAAAACACAACAAAAUAUCCGUCACCAUCGCUGAUUUGUUGUUCGGCCAUGAGAUCCAGUCGGCCUGCUCCGCAAUAAACGGCCUCAUUAGAGUCAACGAUCUUCGUAAUGUGUAAAAACUUUCCAGAAAUCAUUUUCGAAGUCUAGCGUGAACUGCCGUUAGGUCGCGGUUCCGUUCUUAUCUCGAACGCGACGUCGACCGAGGUCGGUCAGUCAGUUGGACCGAGCUGCCUGACGUGUGGUUGUGCAAAAUUGGUGUGCCGGUGUGUGUGAGUGUGCUUCCGUGCUCAAGUGUUCUUGUUUUUUUUUGCUUCCCAUCGUUAGUAUACAACCCACAGCCACUACAAUUAAGUCAUUGUUCGUUCGAUCUGUCAGUCUACUAGCCGUUAUAACCCGUAGUGUUCGUGUUUGUGUUUUCGAUGUGUUGUCGUCGUUAAUAAUAGGAAAGAAAGAGAAGAAGAAAUAAGCAGAAGUCUAGUUAGUAAAAGUUCCCAGAAAAUAUAUGUCACCAGAAAAAAUUUUUUUUGAUUAAGUAAAGUAUAUAACUAAGAUAAUAAGAAUAAUUCGUGGCGUCGCGCGCUGAAACAGAAAAGGAAAACCAAAAGAUACAACACGACAGCAACCGAAGAAAGAGUAUCAGAAUCGCUGGUGGUGGUGGUGGUAGUGAUGGCGGUGUGGUGCCAGUGAUUUUUCAGUCAUGCUCCGAAGAAAGUGCGUCCGCUAAAACCAUCGGAAAAUCCCACGGAACCUUGGCGGGCUGGGCAAGCUCGAGUGUGCUCAAGCUCAGUAAUCUUUUUCGCCCAUGUUUUAUUUUAUUUUUUGAUGAUUUUGUAAUGAUCAGUUGAGAGGUGCAGUGAAAGAAAAAAAGAUCAGAGCAAAAAUUCCGUGUUUCCAGUGUUUUUUUUUCGUGUGUGAGCAGCGUAUUAUCGGUGGUACGCUGUUAUUGUUGUUAGCUCGUGUGAUCGUGUGCCCUCGCUAGUGGAAAAGAAGAAGGUGAAACCCGAGGGCGAAAAGCGUGGAAAUUUCUCCCGAGUUUAGUUGGUUACGUUGUUGUUGUUGUAGUUUUUUUUACUUCAACUAUCUUCGAUUGUGCACAUCGGGGUAGCUGUUGGAGCAUUUGUGCGGAGCGGCCGAUAGGCGGGCGGAGAAGAAGCAGAGGCAGCAGUCGACUUGUAAACAAAAGUUGGAUCAACAACAUGCGCGAAUUCAAGGUCGUUGUACUGGGCUCCGGGGGGGUUGGCAAAUCGGCCCUCACCGUGCAGUUUGUAUCCGGUUGCUUCAUCGAGAAGUACGACCCGACGAUCGAGGAUUUCUACCGGAAAGAGAUUGAGGUGGACAACUCUCCCUGCGUGCUCGAAAUUCUGGACACUGCCGGCACCGAACAGUUCGCAUCGAUGCGGGAUUUGUACAUUAAGAACGGUCAUGGCUUUAUUGUUAUGUACUCGCUAACGAAUCACCAGACAUUUCAGGACAUCUCCAGUAUGCGAAAUGUGAUCAGUCGUGUGAAAGGUAGUCAACCAGCACCAAUCCUCCUAGUCGCCAAUAAACUAGAUUUAGAUUGCCAAAGAGAAGUCUCGACAGCAGAAGGAAGCGCCCUCGCCGAACUGUGGGACUGCCCGUUCAUCGAAGCCUCCGCCAAGGACCGGAUCAACGUGAACGAAGUGUUCGCCACCGUCGUCCGGGAGAUGAACAUGACCUCCGAGAAGCGCCAGAAGAAAAGCUACUGCUGUUGUACAUUAUUAUAGAAGUGGCAUUAAAAGCGUAAUUUUAACCCCCUUAAUCGUAAUUUAAUAUUAUGGCAAUUGAAAUUAAUAUAAUUACAAAACCAGAAACAGAAACAAAAAGGGAGUAAACAACAGAAAAAAAACAGACCUAUCCAAGGGUGGAGAAAAUUUGAAGAAAAAAAAAAUUUAGCACCGCGCGCAGAAGGCGGCGGAAACUAUUAGUAGAUGUUUUUUGGUUUAUUUUUAUUGCUUGCAGGGUAAAAGUCGCGAGUGUCUCGGUCGCAGCCAAAGUCAGAAUGCGACCGGACUCAGAAAUGCAGGAAUCGAGCAAUUAAAACCAUGCCGAACCAAACCGGCGGCAAAGGAAACCUAAAAAAAAAUGAAAAACUUAUAUACAUAUUAAAUGUAAUGAUAAUAAUUAAUGGUAAACUUAACUUUACACCGAAUGAGUAACAAUUUUUCGAGAUAGCAGUUAAUUGUGCGCGAGUAGAAACCGGGGUGCGUAGCAGCGAAAGUGCGGUCAAAUUUUAAAAUGGGGGUGUUUUACAAACAAACAUAGGCUGAACGAUUUAAGCGAAACAAGGUCGGAAAAUGAUGAAGCGAAACAGACGAAGGCAAAAGGCAAAAUGUUUAGAGGGACAGGAGAGGCCAUAGCCGUACCCACCCGCGUCAGUGUAUGUAAAUCGAACGAUUAAUGGUAAGGAAAUAACACUGUUUAGGGUAUAUUUUUAGCAAAGAAGAAAAAGAAGAAGAAGAAGAAGAACGGAAAGUAUGUUUUUCCAUUAGUCAGAAUCAAUUUCUUUCGGGUAAAGAUUGAGAUAUAGACUUGAUCGAUUUUUUUUUGUUUGUUUCGUCAACUGAUCGGUUGAUUCAAAGAAGCUUUUUUUUCGUUUUCCUAGAACGGUACGUGAAAGUGAUGAUCAAAAGCAAAACUACGAAUGUUAUGUAAUAGUUUAGGUAAUCUAGCUCUUUUAACUCCGCCUACGGUAUCAUUCUAAAGGUUUUAUACGCAAUCAAAAUGUUUUAUUUUUUUUAAUACUAUUUGCCACUUCCUCUAUGUUUACCAUAAAUCUGUUCUCGUGUAAGAAAACUCUUUAUUUUGUAAUAUAAAUAUUUUACUCUAUCUCUGAACGCUGAACGACGAGAUUUACGGAAAGAGAAUAGGAGCACAUUGGAUAAUCUAAAAUAUGAAAAAUCUGCAAAAAAAAAACAAAAAAAAUAAAGGUGUAUUCGAGUGAUGAAACGUAUAUAUGCAGGAAUCAACCGUUGGGAAAGAAAAUAUAUUGAUCAAGAGAAAGUCAUUUAGCAUGAGAACGAAUAAAUCAAACUGGCAUAUACAACAUACAUGUAGGUGUAACAAGAAAACAAGAAACAAAAAUCAACCUAUUUUUAUCAUUACAUUUUUGUAUACACAACUGCAGCAGGCACAGAAUCACACCGAAAAAAGGAAGGAUUGAAGACGAAAGUAACCGAGGAAAUGCCGUGAGAAAGGGAAGAAUUCCAAUAGUGAAAUAUCAGAUACAAUGUGUAAUUGAAAACAAAAACUGAAACACGAAAAAUAAAUAAAAAAAAUUAAAA
Molecule: messenger RNA, 4278 nt
Organism: Malaya genurostris
Lineage: Eukaryota; Metazoa; Arthropoda; Insecta; Diptera; Culicidae
Gene: Rap2l
Product: ras-related protein Rap-2a
Exons: 5
Coding region: 2173-2721 (182 amino acids)
Biological process (GO): negative regulation of cell migration; Rap protein signal transduction
Cellular component (GO): plasma membrane
Molecular function (GO): GTP binding; GDP binding; GTPase activity
Source: RefSeq, a predicted model, not a curated record